Messenger RNA from Magallana angulata, 1010 nucleotides. RefSeq names its product apolipoprotein D-like. The transcript is spliced from 5 exons. The record is from RefSeq and is a predicted model, not a curated record. Lineage: Eukaryota; Metazoa; Mollusca; Bivalvia; Ostreida; Ostreidae. Bases 102 to 671 code for a protein of 189 amino acids. Gene Ontology annotation, biological process: tissue regeneration; brain development; lipid transport. Gene Ontology annotation, molecular function: lipid binding.
ACAGACUGCGCAGAUUACCGGCCAGUGUAUGUGUAUAUAACGCGCCCCAGUCAGUUACGCUGAAUCAGUAAGUUCACACAUCUAUCCUAGAGAGACAGAUCAUGAUGACGUCACUUGUUUCCCUGUCUCUGAUGUUCCUUUGUCUAGGAGUGACAUCGGGACAGGUGUUUAGGUUCGGGAGUUGCCCGGAUGUUCCGGUCCAGGCCGAUUUUGAUGUGGACCGGUACUACGGUGACUGGUAUGAGUUUGAGCGCUAUUUCUUCAUUGCUGAGACCUUACUGAAGUGUUCCGCGGCCCAGUACUCACCACUCCCCGACGGCACCAUACGGGUGGUCAACUCGGGCAAGAACAUCAUUACCGGUAGUGAUUCCUCAGUGGUAGGGUCAGCCAGGGUGGACCCCAAUGCUGGAAACCCAGCCAAAUUAUUGGUCACCUUUGGAGGAAUGUCCGAUGGCCCCUACUGGGUUGUAAAGACUGAUUACGACCAGUACUCCAUUGUUUAUUCUUGUACUAAUACACUGUUCAACCGGGCACGAUUGGAAAUUUUGUGGAUUCUUACAAGAGACAGAACUGGAAUAACAGAGGACGUGAGAAGCGACCUCUACCAGCAUCUACGUCAGAUCGGCCUUGACCCCAGCAAGCUAAACCCUACCACACAGACGGGAUGUUAAUGUUCAAAGUUUUUAUUUCUACCAUUGCCAUCCCCCGGGGGUGGAAGGGGUAGGGGGGUAUGGUACACGUGGGCCUGAAGGGACUUUAUAUAUUGGGCUGAAUGUGAGGUUUUAUAUUAGUGUAACUGAUUCUUUUAAACUAUUCCUCCUGCCAAACAUGUUUUUGAUAGAGCCGCCACAGUGAACAAUCAUGUUGUUUCGAGACAAUAUUUCGUGCUACGAUUAUUUUGCGUUUGCUUUUUUAUUAUCUGAAAAAAAAACCUAUGAACAACCCACAAAACUCUUUAUAUUUGUUCCAUUUUGUUCUAAAGCAUAAUAAAUUUUUUUUUUAAACACCAA